CGCUGUGCUGCAUUGUGUGCACCGAGGAGCUGCUGCUGUUACAUGUGGGCACCGGGGCCGGGGGCUGCUGGCCGUUGUGAUUAGCGGGGAGGGGGCAGCACAUUGUUGUGUUUGGGGUGGGGGAAGGAUAUUACAUCUGGUCACCCUCCUCCUCCUCCCUCUCUCUCUGUGGCUUGCUGCAGGCUUGUGUGUGUGUGUGUGAUCUCGCUAUGUCGGAUGACGAUUCCAGGGCCAGCACCAGCUCCUCUUCGUCCACCGCCUCCAGCCAGCAGAUAGACCGGGAGCCGGGCAGCCAGCAGCAGCAGCACCACAGCAGCGCCAACCCCAAGAAGAAGGAGAGCAAAGUCAGCAUGAGCAAGAACUCCAAACUCCUGUCCACCAGCGCCAAGAGGAUUCAAAAGGAGCUGGCAGAUAUCACUCUGGACCCUCCUCCCAACUGCAGCGCUGGUCCAAAAGGAGACAAUAUCUACGAAUGGAGAUCAACUAUCCUGGGUCCUCCUGGCUCGGUCUAUGAAGGGGGUGUAUUUUUCCUUGACAUCACAUUCACUCCUGAAUACCCUUUUAAACCUCCAAAGGUGACAUUUCGGACAAGAAUCUACCACUGCAACAUUAACAGCCAAGGUGUCAUCUGCCUUGAUAUCUUGAAAGACAACUGGAGCCCGGCACUGACCAUUUCUAAAGUUCUCCUCUCCAUCUGCUCCCUGCUCACAGACUGUAACCCUGCUGAUCCUCUUGUUGGAAGUAUCGCCACUCAGUACAUGACCAACAGAGCAGAGCAUGACAGGAUGGCCAGACAGUGGACCAAGAGAUACGCUACAUAGAUCCUGUGACGCACCGCUUAGUCUGUGAUGGCGAGAGCUGCUUGUUAACUGGGCAAUGGAGGGUGGGAAUCUGCAAAGAAUAGGUUAUUUCUAUAACAGAUUUUAUUCAGUCUUUUAUUUCCAGAGAAUUUUGUUAUUGUAACUUAAGGUAUCUUUCUGCAGUAAUUGACUGGAGCAAGUCAAACACACACAAGACAGACAUGAACCUGUAAUGUUAGCUUUUAUGAUGAUUACAAAGAACGGAAAGUUGUUUCCCCCCCAUUUUUGUUCCAUGACAUGUAAGCGAUCGAAGCAAUUUAAUUUUGUACAGUUACACUGCAUAGGCCGACGUCACAUCUGUGCUGGAGCUCCAUUCAGGUCACAGAAUCCUUUUUAUUAGCAGGAUCCGAGCAAAUAGAAAAAUGCCUCAAGCUGUAUUUUCUUGUCAGAUCCUGCUAAAUAAAUGGAAACCAAACAAACCCCAUUAAAGUGACUGGUAUCCUUUUGUGCAACGGACUGUCUGACUCCGUACGGGCCUCCGACGCAGAUGUGAACUCGGCCUUAUACAGUAAAGGUCUGUGUUAAGUUUUGUUGAGGGACUGAAUGAGUAAUUUGUGUAUGAAAGAUGAGCGGUGGUGUGUGUGAAUGUACAACAUAACCAAGUCUCCACCACGAAGGCCUGCGACUGGCUGGAAUCUGAGGAACUGGUUAUAUCUGUAUUCUGAAAACAUUUUACACUUUAUAUCAUUUUCUUUUUUGUAUAUCAGUAAAUUCAGCUGAGAGACUUUAACAGAAUCUGUAGUGAAAUACCUUAAGCUGUUUAAACGUAAAAGUGAAUAAGAAUUACUCUGUGGAUUGGUUAUAUGUUGUAGGCUAAAGAAGUCUGCAUUUGUUACUGUGCUAAUAAAAGUGGAAAAAGUAAACAGAA
This is a messenger RNA of Hyla sarda, 1728 nucleotides long. RefSeq names its product ubiquitin conjugating enzyme E2 E1 (gene UBE2E1). The coding region runs from base 210 to 821 and encodes 203 amino acids. The record is from RefSeq and is a predicted model, not a curated record. The transcript is spliced from 5 exons. Lineage: Eukaryota; Metazoa; Chordata; Amphibia; Anura; Hylidae. Gene Ontology annotation, cellular component: nucleus. Gene Ontology annotation, biological process: protein polyubiquitination. Gene Ontology annotation, molecular function: ubiquitin conjugating enzyme activity.